CAUCUAAUCGUGGAGGUGGAACCACGGAGAACUCGCGGGAGAAUAGAAAUAAAUGAAGAUUUGAAGUGACAUGCAGUAAGUGACACAACUCCGCCUCGAAUGUGCUUUGACUCCGGGCAAGGAUCGUCUGUCCAGCUGAGAAGGGAGUCUCGCAAUGCAAUCGGGAUGGAUCGGAACGAGACGGGGAUAAUCUGGGCGAGAAUCAAGGAGGUUGGACGUCUAUUUUACUUGGUGGAUCCGUGGGAAACUUCCUUCGAGAAGCCAGAGCAGGUUCCAGACUAUAUCUCUCAGGCGGUUCCGUAUUUCGUUCUGGGGAUCGUCUUGGAAGAAGUGAUCCGAUGGAAGCAAGGAAAACCCCUAAUUCCAUUGAAAGACAGCAUAGUCUCCCUAGCCUCUGGAUCCCUCAUGGAAAUCGUACGCGCGCCCCAGCACCUAACAACGCACUCCGCUCAUCAUCUGCAUAAAGGCUACGCGCUUGAGGAAUGA
Molecule: messenger RNA, 486 nt
Organism: Darwinula stevensoni
Lineage: Eukaryota; Metazoa; Arthropoda; Ostracoda; Podocopida; Darwinulidae
Source: the annotation of a GenBank genome assembly